AAGAAUGAAUUCAUGACGACAGAGACAAAUAAGAAUAGUUAUUGGACUUUAAAAAUCUUCCAUUAAAUCCCUUUAAUAAUACUCUCUUUUAAUUACAGAUUCUCCUCUCAUUCUCACUCGUUUCCAGAGAAAGAAGAAGAAGAAUAAUGGCGGUGGAUCAUCAAGCAUUUUAAAUUUUUCCGAAGAAGAUCAAAACAACAGACUCGGAAAGGAUUUUUUCAUCUUUUAUCUUUAGUAGUACCACUAUACGGUUUGGCGCCGGAACACAGUCGGAACUUCAUUAGAUGAAUGUUGAAAAAGGUGAAGGGAAGGAAUGUGAGACAGAUGAACAAAAAGAAUAACUUGUACUGUAUUAAUUGAGUUAAAAGCUCCAGUAGAAACGAAAGAACUGAAACUAAAGCAAAGAGGUUAUAAAUUGUCGAAUGUUGCAUUAAACCUUGGGAACUAGGCCAGUGUCCAGCUCUAUAGUUUGAGCGAGAAACAAGUCCACAAGCCCAAGAAAUGGUUGCCAAGGAGAUAAGGGGCCAGGUUGAAGAUCCAUCAAGUGAAUCCGAGAUUGAAUCAAAGCAUUUAAAAGAAGACGUAUCAGAUUGUGAUACAGUAAAAGAUUCCAUAUCAUCCCAAGGGGAUGCACAAACAACCGAGGAUGACAAAGUAGAAAGAAUUUCAAAAGUACCCAAAAAGGUUGCUAAAAAGGAACCUGUUCCACGCUUAUCAAAAACUAGAAAGGACCGGCAAGAAGCAAACAAGACCCAGAGCAAGUCAUUGAGUAACACGCCAAAGAAACCAGCAAAAUCUAAUAGAGGAGUUCCUAGAAAUUCCACUAAAACAAUUCCAGAUGGGAAGUCCAAGAUUAUGAAAGUUCAUCCGAAACCUUCGUCAGAAUCAUCCGAAGGAAUUGAUGAUGAUAAUAAACCCAUUGAAGAGGUUAAAGAAAUAGAUAACUUGAAUGAGGCACCAAAUGAAAUUCCAAGUAUUGGUAGUGAUAAUGAAGCAUCUGAUGUAGAGGAGAACUGUUUGGAUGAAGGCGAAGCAUCAAAUGAUCAAAGGAUUGAGGAAAUGGAAGCAAGAAUCAGGAAACUUGAGGAGGAGCUCAGGGAAGUUGCUGCUCUUGAAAUCUCGCUCUACUCUGUUAUACCAGAACAUGGAAGCUCAUCUCAUAAAGUGCACACUCCUGCUCGACGUCUUUCUAGACUGUAUCUACAUUCUUGCAAGCAUCCGGCUCAAAACAAAAGAGGCACAAUUGCUAAGAACACUGUAUCAGGACUGAUACUGAUAGCAAAGUCCUGUGGAAAUGAUGUUCCAAGACUAACAUUCUGGUUAUCAAACACCGUGGUCCUGAGGGAAAUUCUCUCUCAAGCUUUUGGUAAUUCACUUAAUUUGAGUCCAAUUUCGAGGGUGACGGAGUUAAAUGAUGGGGCGAAGAGAAGCGAGGGUAAGUCUACAUCAAAUCAAUGCAAGGGUAGUGGUUGGGACAAACAAGGCAAGAACAGUGGUUUAACACAGAUUCUUGAAGUCUGGCAAGAGACCCGUUCAUACAUAACUGCACUAGAAAAAGUUGAAUCCUGGAUCUUCUCACGAAUUGUAGAGUCAGUGUGGUGGCAGACCUUAACACCUCACAUGCAACCCCCAGUUGAGGAUCUGUAUUCUAAUAGAAGUCAAGGAAAGCUGUCGGGACCAGCUUUGGGUGAUCAGCAACAAGGAAACUUUUCAAUCAACUUGUGGACAAGUGCUUUCAAAGACGCCUUUCAAAGACUUUGUCCUCUGAGGGCAGCAGGGCAUGAGUGUGGUUGCCUACCAGUACUGGCUAGAUUGGUGAUGGAGCAGUGUGUGGCGAGAUUAGAUGUUGCCAUGUUCAAUGCAAUUUUACGUGAGUCAGCUAAUGAAAUCCCAACGAACCCUGUCUCUGACCCAAUAGUUGAUUCGAAGGUUCUACCAAUUCUAGCUGGAAACUUGAGCUUCGGAUCUGGUGCACAACUGAAAAAUUCUGUUGGUAACUGGUCUAGAUGGCUUACUGAUCUGUUUGGCAUGGAUACGGAUGAAUCACCAGAAGAUAGUGGUAACGAUGAGGAUGAGGACAGAAAUGGAAGAGAUGUUGUACCCAAAUCCUUUCGUCUUCUUAAUGCACUAAGUGAUCUUUUAAUGCUACCAAAAGACAUGCUUAUAGACAGAUCCAUCAGGAAAGAGGUGUGCCCUGCAAUUGAUCUUCCCUUGAUUAAGCGAAUACUGUGCAACUUCACUCCUGAUGAAUUUUGUCCCGAUCCCGUCCCUGGGGCUGUUCUAGAGGCCUUAAAUGCGGAGAGUAUCGUCGAGAUGCAGUCCUCAGACGGAGACUCAACCAGUUUCCCUGUUAGUGCUGCUACAGUAGUCUAUGUUCCCCCUUCCCACACUGACGUGCAACAGAAAGUAGGGGAUAAUAUUGGCGAAAGAUCCAAGUUUGAGAGGAAUGUUUCUGUGGUUCAAAGGAAAGGAUAUACCAGUGAUGAAGAAUUGGAUGAACUUGAUUCUCCAUUAACGUCGAUCAUCGAUAAGAUGCCAGCACCAACAACUGCUGAUAAUGGAACUGGAAAACACAAUGGAAAUACAAAGUUUGGUGGUGCAAGUGUCAGGUACGAACUCCUUCGUGAGGUCUGGAUUGUAUAAUAUACCAAAUGUCCUAGAUAAAUAGCGAGUAAAAGAAGAUACAUAUACAGAAAUGAGGUAGUAAAAAAAGUUGCUGAAAAAAGAAAUAAGUUGGUGUUGGAUGUAGUUGAAAUUGUAAGAAAAUCAGAGACGCUGUUCUAUUAUCAACAUGAAUUCCAGAUUUAUUUCUUUUGUACUUGAGGAAACAGUGAGCUUAUUCUUAAUGUUUGGUUCAGCACCCUCUUGGAAAG
This is a messenger RNA of Papaver somniferum (opium poppy), 2873 nucleotides long. RefSeq lists its product as uncharacterized. The transcript has 10 exons. The record is from RefSeq and is a predicted model, not a curated record. Lineage: Eukaryota; Viridiplantae; Streptophyta; Magnoliopsida; Ranunculales; Papaveraceae. Gene Ontology annotation, cellular component: nuclear pore. The coding region runs from base 502 to 2643 and encodes 713 amino acids.